AUGAUCAAGAAGAAGCAACGAGAAACGAAACGAAAGCCUUUGGCUAACAAGGCCAAGGCAGUGAAGUUGUCGAAGUACGCAACAAAGAAUCCUCCUCCUUCUCUCCAAGACCUGAUUGAGAAGAUGACAAUCAGGUCAAGGUCAAGGCCGGCUGAACUGGAGAAUCCAGCGACUGUUCCGUUUGACAUGUUACUUGCUGCCGAUAACAUCUUGUCUCGGACGGAAGCUGGUGGUGCUCUCCAUCCACCGUUGAUUCCACCAGUACCGGAGACUCACGGCCAGCAUAGGUCGGUUGUUGGAUCUCCCAACAACCAAACCACACGCAAUCAUGGUGCUAUCACCCGGCCUUGCUUCGUGAUUCCAUCACAUGGCGCCAAGAAGAACGCUCCCAAGACAAAUGGUGAAACUUCGGCAUCAGUCCAUUCGAUACCUUUCGUACUGGAUGACCCAUCAGCAAGUAACUACCAACCUUUGAAACCCCGUGCUGCGGUAUCUACACCAACACAUGCUGCUAACCACAACGAUGGGUCAAGUGAAUGUCGACCUAUUCCACCGCCACCUCGCCUACCAAGUGUUCCUAUCGGAUUUGCCUUUUCUUCAUCAGGAACACUAUCUUCCUUGUCUAGCUUCUCGUCGGUCUCAAGGAAAUCCUCGGCCCGAGCAAGAUCGACUGUCUCGAAGCAGUAG
Messenger RNA from Cylindrotheca closterium, 687 nucleotides. NCBI's taxonomy places the organism in Eukaryota, Bacillariophyta, Bacillariophyceae, Bacillariales, Bacillariaceae. The record is from the annotation of a GenBank genome assembly.